AUGACGUCGGAUCCAGGAGCCGCUAAAGGCUCUUAUGCCUCAGACAAAUCGCCAGGCUCCCCUGCCUCAGCCGGUCUGUCAGGUUCCCACYCUCCAGUCAGCGACAGGUUCCCGCGCAUCAGCAGGGAUGGUAGGGUGGAGGUGACAAAGGAGAGUGUGAAGCUGUGCACAAUGGGACCUGGGAAGGUGUUCGGAGAGCUGGCCAUCCUCUACAACUGUACUAGGACAGCAACCAUCAAGACUCUCACCAAUGUGAAGUUAUGGGCCAUCGACCGACAAUGCUUUCAGACUAUUAUGAUGAGGACGGGCCUAAUCAAGCACACUGAAUACAUGGAGUUUUUAAAAAGCGUUCCGACGUUUCAUGAACUUCCGGAGGAGAUUCUAAGCAAGCUCGCUGAUGUCCUUGAAGAGACACACUAUGAGGAUGGAGAGUACAUCAUAAGACAGGGAGCCACAGGAGACACCUUCUUUAUCAUCAGUAAGGGAAUGGUGAAUAUGACCAGGGAAGACAAGUCCAACGGGGAUCCUGUCUACCUCCGCAGCAUGGGGAAAGGAGACUGGUUUGGAGAGAAGGCCCUGCAGGGGGAAGACAUCAGGACAGCAAACGUCAUCGCUGCAGAGACCGUUACAUGUCUGGUCAUUGACAGAGACUCGUUCAAGCACCUGAUUGGAGGGUUGGAGGAGGUGUCCAGUAAAGGCUGUGAGGAUGCUGAGGUCAAGGCUAGGUACGAAGCAGAGAAUUCUUUCUUCUCCAACCUCAGCCUGGUUGACUUCAACAUCAUCGACACACUGGGGGUUGGUGGCUUUGGCCGUGUAGAGCUGGUUCAGCUGAAAAGUGAUCUGGUGAAGACGUUUGCCAUGAAGAUCCUGAAGAAGCGUCACAUUGUGGACACGCGACAGCAAGAGCAUAUCCGCUCUGAGAAACUCAUCAUGCAGGAGGCCCACUCUGACUUCAUUGUCAGACUGUACAGGACAUUUAAGGACAGUAAGUACCUCUACAUGCUGAUGGAGGCUUGCCUGGGAGGAGAGCUGUGGACCAUUCUUAGAGACCGGGGUUCGUUUGAGGAUUCAACCACCAGGUUCUACACAGCGUGUGUGGUGGAAGCAUUCGCCUACCUACAUUCCAAAGGCAUCAUCUACAGAGACCUUAAACCAGAGAACCUUAUACUGGAUCACAGGGGCUAUGCCAAGCUAGUGGACUUUGGCUUUGCCAAGAAGAUCGGGUUUGGGAAGAAAACAUGGACGUUCUGUGGAACACCAGAAUACGUGGCACCAGAGAUCAUUCUGAACAAAGGCCACGACAUCACAGCUGAUUACUGGUCUCUAGGAAUCCUCAUGUUUGAGCUCCUCACCGGCAGCCCUCCCUUCUCUGGCCCUGAUCCCAUGAAGACAUAUAACAUCAUCCUGAGGGGCAUUGACAUGAUCGAAUUUCCAAAGAAGAUCACCAAAAACGCUGCCAACUUAAUAAAAAAACUAUGCAGGGACAAUCCUUCGGAAAGACUAGGAAACUUGAAAAACGGUGUCAAAGACAUCCAAAAGCACAAAUGGUUUGAGGGCUUUAACUGGGAAGGUCUAAGGAAAGGAACGCUGACACCCCCUAUCAUCCCUAAUGUGAUAUCACCAAUGGACACGAGUAACUUUGACAACUUCCCAGAGGAUAAGGAAGACCCGCCCCCAGAUGACAAUUCUGGCUGGGACAACGAUUUUUAAAAUGUCACACCCCACCCCCAAAACCAAAUUAGCUUAUGUCAUUGGCCUGGAGGCCUACUUCAGGAUAUAGCUGAAUUCUAAAGACUGCGAUACAGAGGAAGUGGAGAGGGGAGGAGAGGAAGAGGACAAAAAAACGCGCUGGGUCAGCAAUAUGUCUUCGCUACACGUGGCUCUGGGACUAGCAUGUAAUGACCAUAGUACUUCCUCAGGGUUCUCACACAUAUGCACAUGCAAGCAAAUACACAAGCAAGCACGCACACACACACACACACACACACACACACACACACAC
Molecule: messenger RNA, 2002 nt
Organism: Salvelinus sp. IW2-2015
Lineage: Eukaryota; Metazoa; Chordata; Actinopteri; Salmoniformes; Salmonidae
Source: RefSeq, a predicted model, not a curated record